Molecule: messenger RNA, 1062 nt
Organism: Sclerotinia borealis F-4128
Lineage: Eukaryota; Fungi; Ascomycota; Leotiomycetes; Helotiales; Sclerotiniaceae
Source: the annotation of a GenBank genome assembly
AUGUGUUUCGGCAGCAGGGAGGAUGUUGAGGCCAAGAGAUCUAGAGAUAUAGACGCUCUUAUCCACAGAGAUGAGAAGGUUAUGCAGCGACAAGUCAAGUUGUUAUUAUUGGGUGCUGGAGAGUCUGGAAAAUCAACAAUUUUAAAGCAAAUGAGAAUUAUUUACACCAAAGAUGGUUUCUCAAAAAACGAAAAAGAAGAAUGGCGCAUUAUCAUCUUUCACAACAUUUUAGAUGGAUUGAGAAUGACGGUAGAGGCGAUGACUGAUUUUAACAUUCCUUUCGAAUACGAAAAUACAACUCAAUUCCUUCCCAUCAUCACAGAAGAAAAGGACCUGCGACCCUACGAGCCAAUUCCUCUCGAAUACCUCAAGGCAUUUAAGGAUAUGUGGGCGGAUCCAGGAGUUCAGAAGACGGUCAAUAGAGGAAACGAGUUUGCUCUACAUGAUAACUUGGGCUAUUUCUACGAGGAUCUAGACCGUCUCUUUAGCAAGGAGUUUGUCCCAACUGAUCAAGAUGUUCUUCGUGCGAGAUUAAGAACCACCGGUAUUACCGAAACACACUUCGAUCUCGGCUCAUUGCAAUACAGAAUGUUUGAUGUUGGAGGACAAAGAUCGGAGCGAAAGAAAUGGAUACAUUGCUUCGAGAACGUCAACGCAUUGCUCUUCCUAGUUGCUAUUAGUGGUUAUGAUCAGUGUCUAGCUGAAGACAAGGAUGGAAAUCAAAUGCAAGAAGCUUUAAUGCUCUGGGAGUCAAUUGCUAAUUCUCAUUGGUUCAAACACUCGGCAUUAAUCCUCUUUUUGAACAAGAUCGACUUGUUCAAAGCAAAGCUUGAUCACAGCCCAAUCACUAAGUUUGGUUUCUCUGAUUUCCAAGGAGAUACGACAAGCUGGCAACAGACCUCGAAAUAUUUCAUGGACAAGUUCGUUGCCUUGAACCGAAGCCCUGGACGUGAAGUUUAUGGCCAUUUUACAAACGCUACCGACACCGAUCUCCUCAAGGUCACGAUGGCAUCUGUACAGGACAUGAUCAUACAGAGAAACCUUCAGAAGCUGAUCCUUUGA